Nasonia vitripennis (jewel wasp) is the source of this 3604-nucleotide messenger RNA. RefSeq names its product RNA polymerase I-specific transcription initiation factor RRN3 (gene Tif-IA). Gene Ontology annotation, biological process: transcription initiation at RNA polymerase I promoter. Gene Ontology annotation, molecular function: RNA polymerase I core binding; RNA polymerase I general transcription initiation factor activity. Bases 272 to 2077 code for a protein of 601 amino acids. The record is from RefSeq and is a predicted model, not a curated record. Lineage: Eukaryota; Metazoa; Arthropoda; Insecta; Hymenoptera; Pteromalidae. Gene Ontology annotation, cellular component: nucleus. The transcript is spliced from 8 exons.
AGAGAUGUCGUUCGUAUAGCCGUGAGCGUGAAUGUGAUGGAGGUUGGAUGGUCGACACGGUUGGAGGGGGCCGCAAUGCGAAAGUAGAUAGUGAAGAAUGCACGCGGCGUGUGUAGAACACGCGGUCAAAUUUCAGUUACUACGUGUUAAUUUUUCGAAUAAAAAUAUAAAAAAGAGUGUUGAAUUGUGCUUGUCUUGUGCCCAUUACUGUAGGAAGAAAGAGAGAAGCGUGGAUUUAAUUUUUGAGCAGUAGUCUACCUUAUUUAUCAAUAUGUCUAUCGUAUCAUCUCGAGUCAGCAGUGUUUCAUCAAUCCUGAAAGGGUCUGGUGUGAGAUCUGCGUUAGUCAACUCACAAAAGAGAAUAUGCUUCAAAUUACCUAGAAAUUUAAAGACAGUACUUUUAAAUUAUGAAAAUGGAUGCGAUCGUCAAGCUUAUCAAGAUAUGGUUUGCAUCCUUCGAGAUUCAAAUGUUAAGGAUUAUGAAUUAUUAGAGCUUCUUAAUGAUCUUCAAGAAUGCAUGUCAAUGCUUGGACCGCUUCACAAGCUUUUUAUUGAAGUCUUACUCAAUAUAAAUUGGACUGAUAGAUCUUCUGAAAUAAUAGCUUCUUAUAAAAAAUUUGUGGAAGAUUUGACAUGUAUGCACAUUUACCAUUUGAAGCUGGUGAUUGACAAACUUAUUUUCCAAUUUAGAUUAGUUGGUGAAGGUGCUACUCCAUGGACAAAUGGAAAAUGUCCAGAAAAUUAUAAAAACAAAAUCAGUCAUAUACAUGAUACACUGAGAAAAUUUCUAAAAAUUAUACCAAUGUCGAGUGAUGUUCUUGUUCAAAGCCUCACAUCACUUUAUCCACAUGUAUCGGAAGGAAUCGUACCAACACAGCAAUAUCUAUUUUCUCUAAUUCAAAUUCUAGAUUAUGCCCCGCAGUUGAGAAAAGACAUACUGUGUUUGAUUAUAAACAGAUUGGUGGCCUUAGAUGUUAGUGUUCCUCCUUCUGAAAUUCAAAAUUGUGAGGAUGAUGAGGAUAUGGAAGAAGAUGAGAAUGAGGCAAUAUUCAAAUUGGAUGACACAAAUAUUGAAAAUAAUAGUAAGAAAUCUCAUAGUACAGAAAUGAAACAUCCAGGUGCACAAAUGUUAGACGUGUGCAUGGAGCAGGUACUUGCAUAUGUGUACAACUGCUGCCACGUCGAAGGACAAUUACAAAUUGAUUCAUUAAGAAUCAUUUACAAUGACUUACUAUACACAUUCGAAAGAAUAAUUUUAACAACACAUGCAAGCCAUCAUGUUCAGUUUAUCAUGUUCUACCUUUGUAGCUUCAAAUUGACGGUAGCCGAAACAUUUAUUAGGUGGUUGUGGCAGAAAGUGUCGAAUCCAAAUGUAGCUCCUAUAAUCAGACAGUCAGCUGUAUCCUAUAUUGCUAGUUUAUUAGCAAGAGCAACAUAUAUCACAGUUGGCUUGCUUCAAAGUGUCCUGUUGGAAAUGUCAACAUGGAUCCACAGUUACAUCAGUUCACAAGAUAGUUUGGAAUGUGCCAAUAGUGACGUCAGAGUGCACACAGUUUUUUAUUCAGUGUGUCAAGCUAUGUUUUAUUUAUUGGCUUUUAGGCAUAAGGAUAUAAUAGAUGGAAAGAAACAUUUGCUGUUUUUACAAGGACUUAACCUUACCAAAAUCGUCACAUGUAGGCUAAACCCGUUAAAAGUCUGUCAGCCUGCAGUUGUACAAAAUUUUGCCGCAGUCACAAGAAAUUACCAACUAGCUUAUUGCUACACAGUCAUCGAGCGGAAUUCACGCAGCAAUCUACCGGUACUACAGACUACCAAUCGCUUCAUAAAUUGGUUAGACACGUUCUUCCCUUUUGACCCGUAUUUGUUAGUAUUAAGUGGACAACGAAUAACACCACUGUAUAAUAACAGUCAGUGCACAAUGCCCAACACGACAGACUCCUACGUUUCUAGGAGUAGUAAAUCGGAAUGCGACGAAGACGACUUCAUGGACGAAAGUUUUACGUCUCAGAGUCUAGACUCGCAAAAUCACUUUGACAAAUUUUCGUAUAGCACGUCACCGGGUUUCAUAUACACGUGAUUCGUAUGGUAUUUAGGGUUUUCGUAAUAAAUAGUUAAAAUAUUGGUUAAUCGUCUAUUGCCAUGUAUUGUUUUUCUAUUUACAUGAGGCAAUAUUUAAACACUCAUGGGUUUGCUCAAAACCAUUUUCGACUCGUUAGCUAGUACAAGACUUAAAGACUAUAUAAAUUUAUAUAUAUAACAAGAACAAAUAUUCAAACUUAUUUACAGAUUGAUUUACGUUAUUGCUAUAAUCGAUUAGAGAUGUUAAUGCAAUGUUACGCAAUUGACAGCAUUGUUGUUUUCAUAUUAUAUUAUUAAUCAUAAUCAAAACUUUAUUUAUGUACAUAAAUAAGGCGUAUAAAAAAUUGAAUGAACCUAAUCUAAGUUGACAAUUGCCAUAAAGAAAUACUGCCUGGUGAAGUAUGCACAUACUUUCGUUGCAGAUUCGUUUUGAAUAUGCAAAUUCGUUUUUCAAACGUUCGACAACGUUGAGGUAAUGAAUUUUAUUUAUUCGCAAUGAAUCAAAGUACGAAAAGCGGCUCAUCUUGCUGUUUGACAAGAAUCGCGAGAGCUUCUUCUAAGUUCUCUGGCAAGUGGUCCAGCAGCAUGCGAGGCAUCACAGACAGUUCCAUAAAAUCUUCUGGAUGCGCCCAUCGCAUCUCGAAUUUUUUGUCUUUAUUUUUUUUCCUGUAAUAAGCGAAUCGUUAUCGAUUAAGGCAUUCGAUGUACUGUUAAAUUGUAAAUACGAUGUCCACUAUAUUAGAUUGUAUCGAUUAUCGAACCUUUUCUUCUCCUUCGAUGCCGGUUUACAUCGAGCAAUGUGCAGUAUCCGACCCGCUGUAUAAAGUCUGACUUUUGAGUACCUUCUUCUUGUAACGUCUCUUUCUAAAAUUGUUUCCUAAAAUUUUGUUUGAAAAUAAUGUUACUUCUGAUAGACUUAUUUUGUAUUAAGUUCGAGUAUAUUAUCUAUCGAAUGACUAUAAUACGACGAGCGUAAAAUAGUUUGUACCGAUAAGUUCAAACUAAUAAGGUAUAUCGAUAUAAAAUUUAAAUUCGUAAUUUGGCCACAAAUAUAAUGUUUAUUAGUAUUUAUAUUCAUUUCAUCAUUAUUAUUAGUAGUAGGUCAGCGUGAUUUUUAUUCAAUCAAGAAAUAAUUCAUGCGAUUUUGAGAAAAAGUUAGGUAGAAUUCGUCAUCAUCACCAUUCAAAUUAGGCAAUAAAUUGAGGAUACAUCAAUUAUUUGCGUUAAAAACUCUUUAACGUUAUAUUUGUCAACGUUGAUAUAGAUCUUAUAUCGUAUAUAUUUAAUCUAAAUUUUGAAUUGUGUAAGCAAAUAGAAUAAGAUUUCUUACUGUCGGUCGCAUCGAUGGCGUUUCGGACAAGAGAGGUAAUUGUCCUGGUAUGGAGUUUAUUGUAUUACCAUUUCUCCAUGUCCUAUUUAGAUCUCUAUCAGGAACUCCAAACAGUAUGUAACCAAAACCAUUAAGAACUACCCUGUACUGCAAUUGAAAAAUAAAUUUAUCUUACCUAUAUAUAAUAAAAAAAAA